Messenger RNA from Andrographis paniculata, 1684 nucleotides. RefSeq names its product aspartic proteinase Asp1-like. The transcript has 9 exons. Gene Ontology annotation, molecular function: aspartic-type endopeptidase activity. The record is from RefSeq and is a predicted model, not a curated record. Bases 150 to 1490 code for a protein of 446 amino acids. Gene Ontology annotation, biological process: proteolysis. Lineage: Eukaryota; Viridiplantae; Streptophyta; Magnoliopsida; Lamiales; Acanthaceae.
UUCGUCGAACACUGCACUGCACCCCGUGAAGACUCUGGGAGGUGGAUAGUGUGCUCUUUUGAGUUUUGGGUCUAUCCUUCUUUCUUCUUUGCUUUUCGAUUUCUUUUCCGAGACUAGUCCUUUUGAGCCCCGAGGAUUUGUUGUCGGCGAUGGCGAUAAUCGAUUUUAUUUUGCAUCCGGAGAUGGCCCUGAAAGCAUUGGUGUUGUUCCUUCUGUCGUGGAUUGCGACAGCUGCGUAUCAGCCGGACCAAUCGACGAAAUCCACGAAAGGCUUUGGGUCCUCCGUGGUUUUCCCUGUCUCCGGCAAUGUUUAUCCCAAAGGGUACUAUUAUGCGACGAUCAAUAUCGGCAGGCCUCCUAAACCUUACUUUCUUGACAUAGAUACAGGCAGUGACCUUACUUGGCUUCAGUGCGAUGCACCCUGUACAAAAUGCACACCGGCACCUCAUAGUCUGUACAAACCCAAUAGAAACCUCAUCAUGUGUCAAGAUCCGAUUUGCACAUCCCUUCACGCAGACAGCCAGCAUUGUCAAUCACCUAACGAUCAAUGUGAUUAUGAGGUUGGCUAUGCUGACAGCGGUUCGUCUUUGGGAGUGUUGGUCAAGGACUCUUUUCCUCUUAAAUUUACCAAUGGUAGCAACGCAGCCCCUCAAUUGGCAUUUGGAUGUGGAUACAACCAAGAAGUUGUGGACUCAGCUCAUCUACCGUACACUGAUGGAGUUCUUGGCCUUGGAAAUGGUAAAUCGAGCAUUUUAUCUCAGCUUCGCAGCUUGGGUUUGACCCGAAACGUCAUUGGUCACUGUUUAAGUGGACAAGGAGGGUUUCUGUUUUUUGGAGAUGAUUUUCUCCCAAAAUCAGGCAUAGUUUGGUUACCCGUAUCAACCCAAUCAAAAUACUACACUUUGGGGACGGCAGAUCUCCAAUUUGGUGGCCAAACUACAAACGCCAAAGGCCUCUCGAUUAUAUUCGACAGUGGAAGUACUUACACUUACUUUAGCUCUCAAGCAUAUAAGACGGUUGUUUCCCUGGUAAAAGGGAACUUAAAUAAUCAACUCAAAGAUGCAGCGGAGGAUAAAAGCCUUCCCGUCUGUUGGAAAGGCGCCAAACCCUUCAAAUCUGUCCAAGAUGCUGCAAAGUACUUCAAACCUUUGGCGCUGACCUUCACGAAAGCGAAAACUGCUCAGUUUCCUCUUCGCCCGGAGUCUUAUCUCAUUGUCACGGAACACGGGAAUGUGUGCUUAGGCAUCUUGAAUGGCGACGAGGUCGGAUUAGGAAACAUGAAUGUGAUUGGAGACAUUUCUCUCCUCGACAAAGUGGUGAUUUACGACAACGAGAGGCAGCAGAUCGGAUGGGCUGCGGCGAACUGCAACAGGCUUCUCAACACCGAUGGCGGUAGCGGAAACGGUUAUUUUCUGCCUGGCGUCGGUGGUGUAUUCGAUCAACUUUGCCCUGCAAAAUUUGAUUUCUGGAGAACACAGAGCAACUACUAAAAGGCCCUCAUCUGAUCUUGUAGGAUAGCAUUUGUAGCUGAUGAUAUAUAUAUAUAUAUCUAUCUAUAUCUAUAUUUAUAUAUAAAUCUGUGCUGUAAAUCUUGGUUGUUCAUAUUUCGCUGAACUUGUGUGCAAAGUCAUAAAUCUAUAAUAAUAUUCUCUGUAGUGUAGACUGUAGAGUUUUAGUUUGUCCA